Molecule: messenger RNA, 2330 nt
Organism: Nilaparvata lugens (brown planthopper)
Lineage: Eukaryota; Metazoa; Arthropoda; Insecta; Hemiptera; Delphacidae
Product: piggyBac transposable element-derived protein 3-like
Exons: 2
Coding region: 425-2251 (608 amino acids)
Source: RefSeq, a predicted model, not a curated record
UCACUGAGUCUUAUGAAAUUAAUUAUUGAAUUUAAACUUAAACCUUUCAAACGUACAAUUAUUAACAAAGGGACUUGUGCUCUAUAAAAUUGGUGGCUGUUCCUGGUGACCUCUGGCAAGCAAGUGGGCUCUCAUCUACCCCUAUUCUCUACGAUCAUACUUCCGUAUUCCAAAUUUGCAUAUUAUUUCCAGCCCAGUGAGUAGAAUAAUGAUCAUGGUUUUCUAGGUUCAAAAUUCGCGCUCUCUGGCUCCCAAUGACUAUAAUUUCUAUCUCGGUUAGUGAAAUAAUAUGUCUAGGUUGUAUUGGUAGCACUGUUUCUACAGAAGAAGACCAGCGGUUUACGUUUUUGUUUAUUUCUGGAAAGAAGGUUAUGUCGCACGUUCUACCACAUUACAGAGCAUUUUGAAAUUGAUAUAAAGAAGAAUGAGUGCUCCAUUUCUUUCACCUGAGCAAAUAGGAGAUAUGCUGAGGGGUGAUCUUUCUGAUAUAGAAGAUUUGAAUGAAGAAGAUGAUGAUGCUGAUGACGAACUUCAAGUGAAUGAAGAAGAACUACAACGGAGGCUACAAGUUUUUGAAGAGGGACUAAAUCAGGUAGAAUAUGAUACUAAUAUUCAGAAUGAUGACCCAGCCCCUGAUCUUCCAGAAGUGAUAGGCCUAGACAAUAAUGAAGGAUUGAUUGAAGUGGGAGGAGAGACUGCAUCUUCUUACAACCCAGUACCUAGAUGGAGGAAACCACGGGAUUUCAGAUUUCCUGAGAAGCUAUGUGAAGUUCAGAUUACACCCCCAGAAGAAAUGAAAACUCCCAAACAGUAUUUUGAUAUGUUUAUUGAUUCAGAAAUAAUUGAGAAUCUAGUAGUCCAGACAAAUUUAUACUCUGUUCAAAAAAGUGGAGCUAGCAUUAACACAAAUAGAGCAGAAAUCGAACAGUUUCUUGGCAUCAAUCUGCUGUCUUCUAUUGUAAGGAUGCCUUCCUAUCGUAUGUACUGGGCCAAUGAAACGAGGUACUCCCCUAUUGCAGACAAAAUUUCUAGAAAUAGAUAUGAUAAACUUCGUACUUACUUCCAUGUAAAUGAUAAUACCCAUAUGCUGCCAUUGAAUGAUGCUAAUCAUGAUAAACUUUUCAAAAUAAGACCAUUUGUGAAUGCUGUUCGAGAAAAUAUGAAGAAGGUAGAACCAGAGGAAAAAUGUUCAGUGGAUGAGAUGAUAAUCCCUUUCAAGGGCAGAUCAAAAAUGAAACAGUAUAUAAAAAACAAGCCCCAUAAAUGGGGCAUAAAAGUUUUUGCUAUUGCUUCACAGAGUGGGAUUGUACAUGACUUUGAGGUUUAUGUGGGGAAAGGGACAGUGAAAUCUACAAAUAAUAAACUGGGACUUAGUGGAGAAAUAGUUGUACGACUUUCAGAAGUUAUACCCAAAUUUCAAAACUACAAAUUGUUUUGUGACAACUGGUUUACUUCAUACCAUCUGAUUUGUGAACUAAAAGUGAGAGGCAUAUUGGCAGUUGGUACUGUAAGAAGUAACAGGCUCUGUGGAUGUCAAUUAGAAAAUGACAAAAUUUUAUCAGGGAAAGGUCGAGGCAGCUAUGAUGAAAUGAUUGACAUUGAGAAUGAAGUUUUUGUUUGCAAAUGGUAUGAUAAUCGUUGUGUGAGUCUUGUCUCCAGUUUUGCUGCUGCUGAACCUGUUGAAGAUGUUCAACGAUAUUCUGUUGCAGAAAAACAAAGGAUUCCUGUACCUCGGCCAAAUAUUGUAAAAGAAUACAAUUCUGCAAUGGGGGGCGUUGACCUUCACGAUAUGUUAGUGGAGCUCUACAGGAAUAAACAUAGAGUGAAGCGAUACUACUUGAGGAUAGUGUUUCAUCUUAUCGACAUGUGUGUAGUAAAUUCAUGGUUGCUAUACCGCCGGCAUCACAAACAAUUGCAGUCGACCACAAAGGUAGUUCCACUACUUGACUUCAAAACAAGUGUUGCCCAUGCUCUCCUGUCUUGUGGGCAAGACAAAUUGAAGAAGCAAGGACGACCUUCAAAUGAUGCUCCAGUGUACAAAGCACCAGCCAAAAAAUACAAAAUCACCCCUAGACCGACCGAUGAUGUUCGAUUCGAUGGAGUAGACCACUGGCCAAUACCUACAAAUGAAAAACUUCGAUGCAAAAACUGUAUCACGCAAUACACACAAAUGAUGUGUCAGAAAUGUGGACUUUUUUUCUGUCUAAACCAGAAGAGGAACUGUUUCCUCUCUUUCCACCAGAAAAAGUGAAAUUUUUCUUUGGCUUUUCUAUUUGUUUCAUCUAUUUUUAUGCGUUUUUAUCUAUAUGACAAUAUUAUACAUCACUUUU